Molecule: messenger RNA, 2919 nt
Organism: Ricinus communis (castor bean)
Lineage: Eukaryota; Viridiplantae; Streptophyta; Magnoliopsida; Malpighiales; Euphorbiaceae
Product: proline-rich receptor-like protein kinase PERK3
Exons: 9
Coding region: 542-2581 (679 amino acids)
Biological process (GO): protein phosphorylation
Molecular function (GO): protein kinase activity; ATP binding
Source: RefSeq, a predicted model, not a curated record
AUGAAAAUAGGUAAAAAUAAGAAGAAAAAAGAAAAAAGAUAUGAUAUUAUUUAAAAUGAGAAUAUUUAAGUUUAUUUACUAUUUAAAAUAAGUUAAAUAGACACUUUAUCUCUAAAGCCGGCUAGAGAUACUAUAUUAAACAUUCUUAGCAUGUUUAAAUACUUAAUUGAAUAAAAAAAAAUUAUAAACACUAAAAUAAAAUAAAAACUAAAAAAGCUUAAAUACUAAAUUUGUAAUUUAAAAAAAAAGUAUAAAAAAAUUAAAUAUUCCUCCUUUUUGUUUGGAUAGUGUUGGAGUUUGUAACAGGUACUAACUGCUACUAACUUUCGUUGGUGAAUGCUAAGUUGUUCACGAGCAGGACUCUAACAACACUAUAUUACUAUAAUAUUAAAUCUGAAAACUUUUGCGAUUGUCUUUGUAAUCACAUGAUCAUACAAAAAUGAAUUCCACCUAUGAAUUCCACCCAAUUGAAUUUUUAGUGACUUAGAUCUACACACUCCCACAAAGGAAUGCUUAAACAAUUCAUGCAGGAUAACAUGCAAUGAUGUCUUUACCACCAUUAAUCUCGCCGCAACCACCAGAUGACGUUCCAUGGCUUUUGCCAGCGUCUCCGCCUCCUCUUGGGGAAGGUAGUACCAGUCCUUCACCCGCACCAGUUGCUUCCCCACCACCAUUGUCUCUCGUAGCACCAUCAUUUCCGCUUCCCCCCACUCCUGCUGAGGUGGUGGUGCCCCCUGCAUAUUCAGCACCUCCAAUAGCCAAACCACCACUAGCAUCUCCACCGCCAUCUGUGGUUGUUCCCAUCGUAUCACCACCACCUCUGGUGGCUGCUCGACCACCCACUGCCAUUUCCCCUCCUAUAAGUCCUGUUAGUUCUCCAUCACUUCCCGAGCCUCCAAUACCAUCACUUGCUCCUCCUCCAUCAUUUCCACCAUCACUUUCAAUACCACCACCACCACCCCCACCACUAUCUCCAACAGUACGACCACCAGCACCUCCAACACUAGCACCGCCGCCAUCACAGCUAGGAACUUCUUUACCACCUAAAGCUUAUUCAUCAACUCCAGAAGUUUCACCACCACCACCUCCUUCUCCAACACCAUUUGCACCUUCUUCAACAUGGCUUAAUUAUCCUCCACCCACAGAAUUUCCAAGGGAGCCACAUGCGCCACUCUAUUCUGUCGUCAAACCUCCGCCUUUUUCACUGCCAUUAGCGCAUGGAAGUCUGCCUGUAAGCUCACAACAAUCUCAUUUUUCAACAGGGCUUAUAGUUGGAUGUCUCAUUGGUGGAGUGUUAUUACUUCUUCUUCUUGUGCUUGGAUUUAUUUGUAUUUGCUUCAUCAAUAGGAGAAGGAAAAAGAAUGCCAUGAUCCAAGAGCAUUUCACAGAACCACCGUCCGGCUUGAAACCAAAAGUUCUCGUAUUUUCUGAGGAUGGGCUGCCACAAGGAGAACAUGUUAUUAGAGUUCAGAUAACCAAUUCAGGGAACUUAGGGUAUAAGAAUCCAUUGCAAACUGAAGCUCCAACCCCUCAUGUUGCCUCCAGUAUAUCAAGUGGAACAUUCACAUACAAUGAACUAGCUGUGGCCACUAAUAGCUUUUCAGAGGCCAACCUUAUUGGAGAAGGUGGGUUCGGGUAUGUUCAUAAAGGAUUCCUUCAAACCGGGCUAGCAGUUGCAGUUAAGCAGCUAAAAGAAGGAAGCAUGCAGGGUGAGCGAGAAUUCGAAGCAGAGGUUGAGAUCAUCAGCCGAAUACAUCAUAAACAUCUUGUUUCAUUGAUAGGAUACUGCAUUGCUGGGAACGGGAGAUUGCUUGUUUAUGAAUUUGUUCCUAACAACACCUUGGAAUACCAUUUACAUAGAAAUGGACAGAAUGUACUGGAGUGGGCAACCAGGUUGAAAAUUGCUAUAGGGUCUGCAAAAGGACUGGCAUAUAUCCACGAGGAUUGUAAUCCAACAAUUAUUCAUCGAGACAUCAAGGCAGCCAAUAUUCUUCUUGAUCAGGACUUUGAAGCAAAGGUUUCUGACUUUGGACUUGCCAAAAGCUUUCCUGUUAGGACUGGCAUCACUCACAUUUCCACCAGGGUUGUGGGAACAUUUGGGUACCUGGCACCAGAGUAUGUAACAAGUGGCAAAUUAACAGAGAAAUCAGAUGUAUAUUCAUAUGGCGUUAUACUUCUAGAGCUCAUAACCGGGUAUCCACCUAUCAGUGACGACGACCCUGUACUGAAAGAAGGACUGGUUGAAUGGGCUAGGCCGCUGCUCACCCAAGCUUUAGAAAAUAGUGAUUUCGGAGCUCUUGUUGAUCCGCAAUUGGAGGAAAAAUACAAUACCAAUGAGAUGGCUAGGAUGCUUGCUUGUGCUGCUGCUUGUGUGCGCCGCUCUUCCAGGCUUCGGCCUCGGAUGAGUCAGAUAGUUCGUGCUCUGGAAGGAGAUAUUUCCAUAAAGGAUCUCAAUGGAGGAAUGCAGCCUGGAAAUAGCACCGUGUAUGCACCGGUGAAAUGGCAGAAUGACAGCGGAAGCAGCAGUGAAUAUAGUCUUAACCCAUCUAGCUCAAGUAGUGAUUUCAGAAGACAAGGAUAGAGCCGAGGAUUAAGCAUGCCGUAAACUGCUUCUAUGACUACGGACUUCAAUUCCUUCAUCAGGCUCCGACUGUGACAUGAUCUAUUUGCUUGUUCUGUGUGUAUCAGAACUAAUUUACUUUCUACUUGCUUUCUUGGGUGGACAUUCAUGAAACCAUCUCAACCUAGUGAAGAAGAUUCCUGUAAACAUCAAUGAGUUCUUAGACAGUGCCUCAGUCAUUUGUACAUUCUCCAGUAAUGAUUCAUCUACCACUAAGAAACAUUUGAUGAUCACAAAAAAACUACUGUUGCUUCAAUUAUUUCAUUAAUCAAUCAUAUUGGCUGACCAUAUUUGUAUAA